Molecule: messenger RNA, 2855 nt
Organism: Frieseomelitta varia
Lineage: Eukaryota; Metazoa; Arthropoda; Insecta; Hymenoptera; Apidae
Gene: Bulli
Product: regulator of MON1-CCZ1 complex
Exons: 12
Coding region: 177-2189 (670 amino acids)
Biological process (GO): regulation of autophagy
Cellular component (GO): late endosome membrane; Mon1-Ccz1 complex; lysosomal membrane
Molecular function (GO): protein binding
Source: RefSeq, a predicted model, not a curated record
UUUAUAAGAUUAAAUAAAUACAAAGAUUCGAUAUGUGUCAGUUUGACACAUUGUACUAAUUCCGUUAUGAAUAGCAGAAAGUGCAUGUAGUGAAUGACAGACUUGGAUGAACUUGUAGGUCGGUAUCUAUAAGAGUUUUAAACAACAAAACAUUGAUUAGAAUUGAUGCCAACAAUAUGGAAACUACUGAUCAAGAUACUCGUGAUGAUUAUUACUUAGAACUGUCUUCCGAUCCAAUUAGAUUUGAAUCGGUUAGCUGUCAGACGAAUGUCUUUUUUGACGACUCAAAGCAACAGGUGUUUGCUGUUCGAUCAGGAGGUAUCACGGGUGUAUUAGUUAAAGGACCAAAUCAAAAUCUAAGUUUCCGAAUGGAAGAUAAAGGUCCAGUGAUCUCUAUUAAAUUCUCUCCUAAUAUGAAUAUAUUAGCGGUGCAACAUAAUAAUUCUUCGGUCGAAUUUAUAAAUUAUUCAUCAAUUACUGGAUUAGAUAACAUUGAAUAUUCACAGUCGUGUAAAGGAAAGAAUGCUACCAUAUUGGGAUUUGUUUGGACGCAUGGAAAUGAAAUACUGUUUGUUACGGAUUAUGGUGUUGAGUUGUUUCAGGUUAAUUCAGAGAAACACAAUGUCAGACUUUUGAAAUGUUUAAGUUUAGGUGUCAAUUGGUUUGUAUUCUGCCCACAGAGUUAUUUAGUAUUAUUAUCAUCAGGCACUAUAGGAAAUCAAAUGCAAACAUUACAUAUAACACCUGGAAAUCUUCAUAAAUUAACUAAAUUUGAGGUGGAAGUUGGUGCAGCCAAACCAGGGAAAUUGGCUGUCUAUGAGAGAGAUAUAGCAUUGACAGUUCUAUAUGGGACACCUUGUAUUAUUUUGCUACGUCAUCAACCAGGUACUAAUCGUUCUACUGGGGCUGCUUCUGUACAUGUAUAUACUGUGCACAAAAUGACAACAAUCAAAAGAAGUCAUGUUUUAAAACUUGAUGUCAGUGGUAAAUUUGCUAUUAAUGUUGUAGAUAAUCUUAUUAUUGUUCAUCAUCAAACCACAAAAACUUCUAUGAUUUUUGAUAUCAUGUUACCUGGUGUAAGCGAUGGUACUGUAAUGCAUCAUACCAGCGUGGCACCAGUGAAGUCAAUCAAACCAUAUAGUUUAAAAGUUCCAGGAACAACUUUGUCAAAUGAAAUGUAUCAGCCUUGUCAACUGUAUUCGCCAAAUUGGGUUGUUUUUCAACCAAACAUAAUAAUUGAUGCAAAAUUAGGUUGCCUCUGGUAUAUUGAAUUAAAAUUGGAAUCUUUGGUGAAACUUAUCACAGACAAAGUAUUACUAGUCGAAUUUUUAAUGCAACGAACAAAUACAAAGUAUAUUUUGAUACACAUAUUACAAAAUUUUAUGAUGCAAUUGCCUAUUAGUUUAAUGGAUAUGCCAAUUAUAUUCAAUAAGUUGAAUUCCGUUUAUAGAAAUUACCUUGAAAAUAAAAUACAAAAUCAGAUGGGUACUCCAUUGCAAAGUAAUACGAAAAGCCCAAACACAGUAAUAGAAAAUUACAAAUAUAAAUUGGUGCUUGAUCAAAGUGAUGUAUACAGUUAUAUAUUAUCAAAAUUUCCUGAAAAUACUAUUGAACCAAAAAUGAUUGUAUGGGUUCUUUUAGAAUAUAUCAGAUCAUUAACAGAACAUAGUAUACCUGUGGAACAUUAUUUACACGAAUUAGUUAUUACGACAUUAGUCCAACGUAAAGCAUACUACCAACUUCACCAAUUGCUACAAUACCAUGUAGUUGCCGAUUCAAAACCCUUGGCUUGUCUAUUGCUCUCUUUAGAAAAUCUAUAUCCAGCUGCACAUCAACUUGCACUGGAUAUGCUGAAACGUUUAGGAAAUGCUCAUGAAGAAAUAAUUGAAGUUCUUUUAUCGAAAGGAUACAUUUUACCAGCGUUACGUUAUAUUCGAUCAGUUGGGAUGGUGGAUCAAAUAUCUGACAGAAAAUUUCUGGAAGCAGCAAAAGCAACUGAGGAUGCAACGCUUUUUUAUUCGGUUUUCAAAUUUUUUAAACAGCGUAAUUUGUAUUUAUAUAAUGCUACAAGCUUUACAAAAGGGGAACGCUAUCAGCCUUACAUUCAACAUUACAAGUAUUUAUUCGAAGGAACUGAUAAUACUUGUAAUUCAGACACAAAUUCCAAUGUUACUACAAUUUCAUCGUAAAUUCUUCUUCCUUUCUCUUUUUUAAUUUAAAUUUAUUGUAACAUGAAAUAACAUCGAAUAUAUGUAUUUAAAAAUUACAAUAUCUUACAAUUAGAAUAUUGUUUAACUGUUUCCAUAUUUAUUCAUUUUGUAUAUUUUUGUUUGUAAAAUAGUUUGUAUUAUAAAUACAUAUAUACACCCACUCACAUGUAAUUACAUUUAUAUAUAUGAUACUUAUAACAUUUUGUGCAAUUAAUACAGUCUGUUUAAAAAUUGUAUAUUUAGUAUUUAUAUUUCAUAUUUUUUGCAAAUGCGUUUACAAUAGUGUGCGUUUACAAUAGUAAAUAGACUGCGGAAUUUUAUGCAUUUAUGGGAAAUUUGAAAGUAUAAAAAUGCUUACAAUAAAUAAAAUGUACAAAAAAGAAAUAUUCAAAAUGUAGUAUUUUCUAUAGCAUUUUAUAGUAUAAUUUUUACAAAAUAAUUUUGAACCAAAGUUCAAGUAUUUAAAUUAUACUCCUUAAAAUAUAAACUGCAUAAAAAUUCGCAGUCUAGCGUAAAAUUAUUUAUUUUUUAAUCCGUAUCGUUACAAUAUUUUUGUUUGAAAAACAUAUGUACAGUAUAUGACUCAUGGAUUACAAUAUGCAUAGUUAGAUGUAUAUAUGUUUCAGUUUAAAAUUUAACAUUUAA